AUGAUUCAUUCAAAAACUAAAAAUCAGUCAAUUAAAGUAACUGUCAUUCACUCACACAUUGGAGGAAAGUCUUUUUGGAAGGAUUUGAAUAAAAACUGGAAAAAAUACGGGGAAACAAAAAUUAAGUUGUCUGUAAAAUUCAUAAAAAAAGAAAUUACACUCAAGGAAUUACAAAAACAAAAUCCUGAUAUUAUUGUUUGUAGUGAUACAGCUGGAUCUCCUUCUUCAUUCUCAGCUAAUGAAGUCAUUGCGUUAGAAACUUUUUUAAAAAACAGUGGUUGUAAACAUUUAUUAGGGACUUAUGCUCUAUUUCAACACCUUGAACAAAGAACAAAUGGAUAUGACAAUAGAAAAAUUUGUCAUCUUUUUGGUAUUAAUCCUUCAAUGAAGUUUGGAACUAUAAAUCUUGAGCAGUCAAUAUCUUAUUGUCCAAUAAAUCCAGGAAAGAGUAUUCUUUGGAAUAAUCUUGAAUUACCUUAUGUGAGUGAUGGAUAUUGUCAUAGUCAAGUACCUUUUUCGUUGAGUUGGUUCAAUGACGAAGGUAGAUUCAUUGGUGGAAAAGAUGUUACUGUUUUAGCACGAAAUGAACAAGGGACUGCUGUAAUUGUGUAUUAUUCGACUAAGACAUACUCUGCUGUUUAUAUCUCGACAAUGCCAGAAUUCAAUACGCUUCAAACAAAGGUGGAUUCUCAAUUCAUCUACAAUUUCUUUGUGUAUACAUCAAGUAAAAAAACUACAUAUAAAACUGGUCUUAUCUCAAUUCCCACCACAGCUCUUCCCAUCUAUUCAAGAGCAUGUUUUAAAGAGAAAGAAAUUAAAAAGAGUUAUCACAAAAAAUAA
This is a messenger RNA of Entamoeba nuttalli P19, 840 nucleotides long. RefSeq lists its product as hypothetical. The transcript has 2 exons. Lineage: Eukaryota; Evosea; Mastigamoebida; Endamoebidae. The coding region runs from base 1 to 840 and encodes 279 amino acids. The record is from RefSeq and is a predicted model, not a curated record.